AUGGAGCUCUCGGAGGUGCGGUGCCUGAGCGACAGCGAUGAACUUUACACCAUCAACAGGACCCCCCCCGGCAGCGGCAGACCCCAGCGCCUGCUGUGGCAGACGGCCGUGCGCCACAUCACCGAGCAGCGCUUCAUCCAGGAGCACAGCAGCAGCAGCGGCGGCAGCAGCAGCGGUGGGGGCAAGGGCUUCAGCUCCGAGGAGACCUGCUGCCCCAACCACCACCCCCAUCCGCCGCACCACCACCACCACCACCACCACCACCACCACCACCUCCGGCGACAUCUUCCCGAGCGCACGAGCAGCAGUGGGGACCUGGGCUUUCUGCCCCUGGACUGUGCCCCCAGCAACUCCGACUUCUUCCUCAACUGGGGCUAUACCUAUCGCGGGGUGAUCUUCCCCACUCUCCGCAACUCCUUCAAGUCUCGGGACUUGGAGCGCCUUUACCAGCGCUACUUCUUGGGCCAGCGGCGCAAAUCUGAGGUGGUCAUGAACAUCCUGGACGUGCUGACCAAGCUGACCCUGCUGUUCCUCCACUUGACCCUGGCCUCUGCUCCCAUGGACCCCAUUAAGGGCAUCCUCUUGGGCUUCUUCACUGGCAUCGAGGUGGUGAUCUGUGCCUUAGUGGUGGUCAGGAAGGACACGACCUCGUACACCUACCUGCAGUACAGCGGUGUGGUCACUUGGGUGGCCAUGGCCACACAGAUCCUGGCGGCCGGCCUGGGCUGUGGCCUCCUUGGGGACGGCAUCGGCUAUGUGCUCUUCACGCUUUUUGCAACCUACAGCAUGCUCCCGCUGCCACUCACCUGGGCCAUCCUGGCUGGGCUGGUCACCUCUGUCCUGCAGCUCGUCAUGCAGCUGGUUAUCCCCAGGUUGGCCGUGACUUCCCUCAACCAGAUAGCGGCUCAGGCAGUGUUAUUUAUGUGUAUGAACACUGCAGGAAUCUUCAUUAGCUACCUAUCAGACAGAGCACAACGUCAAGCCUUCCUGGAGACCAGAAGAUGUGUAGAAGCCAGACUGAGACUAGAGACAGAAAAUCAGCGACAGGAACGGCUGGUACUCUCUGUCUUACCACGGUUUGUAGUCCUGGAAAUGAUAAAUGAUAUGACCAAUGUAGAAGAUGAACAUUUGCAACAUCAGUUUCAUAAGAUCUACAUUCAUCGUUAUGAGAAUGUCAGCAUUCUUUUUGCAGAUGUUAAAGGAUUCACCAACCUCUCCACAACUCUGUCAGCCCAGGAGUUGGUCCGAAUGCUGAAUGAACUCUUUGCCAGAUUUGAUCGACUAGCACACGAACAUCAUUGUCUCAGAAUAAAGAUCCUGGGGGACUGUUACUACUGUGUGUCGGGGCUCCCAGAACCUCGCCAGGACCAUGCACACUGCUGUGUUGAAAUGGGGCUCAGCAUGAUCAAAACUAUCAGAUAUGUUAGGUCAAGAACGAAGCAUGACAUUGACAUGAGAAUAGGGAUACACUCGGGAUCGGUUCUGUGCGGAGUGCUGGGCCUGCGAAAGUGGCAGUUUGAUGUCUGGUCAUGGGACGUGGAUAUCGCAAAUAAACUCGAGUCAGGUGGAAUUCCUGGGAGAAUUCACAUCUCCAAAGCCACUCUGGACUGCCUGAACGGGGAUUAUAAAGUUGAAGAAGGGCAUGGCAAAGAGCGUAAUGAAUUUUUGAGGAAACAUAACAUUGAGACUUAUUUAAUUAAACAACCUGAGGAGAGUCUGUUGACUUUACCUGAAGAUAUUGUGAAAGAGGCUGUCAGCUCCUCCGACAGGAGAAACAGUGGAGCAACGUUUACUGAAGGAUCCUGGAGCCCUGAACUUCCGUUUGAUAACAUAGUGGGAAAACAGAAUACUCUGGCUGCCCUAACAAGAAAUUCAAUAAAUCUGCUUCCAAACCAUCUUGCACAAGCUUUGCAUGUCCAGUCUGGGCCUGAGGAAAUUAACAAGCGAAUAGAGCACACCAUCGACUUACGGAGUGGCGAUAAAUUGAGAAGAGAGCAUAUCAAGCCUUUUUCACUGAUGUUUAAAGACUCCAGCCUGGAGCAUAAGUAUUCUCAAAUGCGGGAUGAAGUAUUCAAAUCAAACUUGGUGUGCGCAUUUAUUGUUCUUGUAUUUAUCACCGCUAUCCAAAGCUUACUUCCUUCUUCCAGGGUGAUACCAAUGGUCAUUCAGUUUUCUAUUCUGAUUAUGCUGCACUCCGCUCUUGUGCUAAUCACUACAGCAGAAGAUUACAAAUGUUUACCCUUAAUGCUCCGGAAAACUUGCUGCUGGAUUAAUGAGACCUACCUGGCCAGGAAUGUCAUUAUAUUUGCAUCCAUUCUGAUUAAUUUUCUUGGAGCCGUCAUCAAUAUUCUAUGGUGUGAUUUUGACAAACCAGUAGCCCUGAAGAACCAGACGUUCAAUUCAUCUGCAUCUUUUACGGACAUCUGUUCCUAUCCUGAGUAUUUUGUCUUCACUGGUGUGCUGGCAAUGGUGACUUGUGCAGUCUUUCUUCGUCUCAACUCUGUCCUGAAGCUGGCAGUACUUCUCAUCAUGAUUGCGAUCUAUUCUCUGCUGACUGAGACCAUCUAUGCUUCCCUUUUUCUGCAAUAUGACAACUUCAACCACAAUGGAGAGUAAGUCACAGACUUCCUGGGUACAAAGGAGGCAUCUUUACUACUGAUGGCAAUGUUCCUUUUAGCUGUAUUUUAUCAUGGUCAACAGCUUGAAUACACAGCAAGGCUGGAUUUUCUGUGGCGUGUUCAAGCAAAAGAAGAAAUCAAUGAAAUGAAGGAGUUAAGGGAGCACAACGAAAAUAUGCUACGGAAUAUUUUACCCAGUCAUGUUGCCCGUCACUUCCUGGAGAAGGAUCGGGACAAUGAAGAAUUAUACUCUCAGUCCUAUGAUGCUGUUGGUGUGAUGUUUGCUUCUAUUCCUGGAUUUGCUGACUUCUAUUCCCAGACUGAGAUGAAUAACCAAGGAGUAGAAUGUCUGCGCUUGCUGAAUGAAAUCAUUGCAGACUUUGAUGAGUUACUAGGUGAAGAGAGAUUUCAAGAUAUUGAAAAAAUUAAAACGAUUGGCAGCACAUACAUGGCCGUGUCAGGAUUAUCACCUGAAAAACAGCAAUGUGAAGACAAAUGGGGGCAUUUGUGUGCUCUUGCCGACUUCUCCAUAGCUCUGAAUGAAAGCAUACAGGAGAUCAACAAGCAUUCAUUUAACAACUUUGAACUCCGUAUUGGGAUUAGCCAUGGCUCUGUCGUAGCGGGAGUUAUCGGUGCUAAGAAACCCCAAUAUGAUAUCUGGGGCAAAACGGUUAAUUUAGCAAGUCGAAUGGACAGCACAGGUGUUAGUGACAGAAUACAAGUGCCUGAAGAAACGUAUCUGAUCCUGAAGGACCGGGGAUUUGCCUUCGACUACCGAGGAGAGAUUUAUGUCAAAGGUAUCAGUGAACAGGAAGGAAAAAUCAAAACAUAUUUUCUUCUAGGAAGAGUUCAACCAAAUCCUUUAAUCUUACAACCAAGAAAACUGACUGGACAGUAUUCAUUAGCAGCUGUUGUAUUAGGACUUGUACAGUCUCUUAACAGGCAAAAGCAGAAGCAAAUCCUUAAUGAGAACAAUAACUCUGGAAUCAUAAAAGGACAUUAUAACCGGAGGACUUUGCUCACUCCCGGUGGAUCUGAGGCAGCAGCCCAGGCAGAGGGGGCUGACAAAACUGAAUUGCCAUAA
This is a messenger RNA of Gymnogyps californianus (California condor), 3702 nucleotides long. RefSeq names its product adenylate cyclase 8 (gene ADCY8). The transcript is spliced from 19 exons. Gene Ontology annotation, molecular function: adenylate cyclase activity. Lineage: Eukaryota; Metazoa; Chordata; Aves; Accipitriformes; Cathartidae. The record is from RefSeq and is a predicted model, not a curated record. Gene Ontology annotation, cellular component: plasma membrane. Gene Ontology annotation, biological process: adenylate cyclase-activating G protein-coupled receptor signaling pathway; cAMP biosynthetic process; intracellular signal transduction.